CAUCUUGCACUCCAAUUGACCGCUCGUGAACUCGGACUUGGGCCUCGAUAAGCCACAAUCGCUGACCGCGGCAACCCACGUUGGCCCAACUCAUUCGUCCGUACCGACGUCAAUCAUCCGAUUCUGCGUUGUUAAAUGUCAGACGUGCCGGCCGCAAUUAUCCACCUAUAGCAGCAUUGGCUUUCGCGCUGCUGUCGACUACUAUACAUAGUAUUUAUAUAUUGCCGUUGUGGAUGACGACGUGCUGGGCGCGUACGCAUCUUCAUAGUUGAAUCUUCCUUCGCGCGGUCUUUAUAUUUGACAUCGGUCCUCCGGAAGUGUCAUCAUGGCCUACAUGCCUAGUGGCAACCCUAGUGGUGAGGAGAACAACAAUGAUUCAUCGGGCGGGAGUCCUAAUACGGCGAUGAUCAUUUUAUAUAGUAUUACCGGAAUUAUCACCGUCCUCUUCCUCGCCAUCAUCAUUACCGGUGCCAUCCGCGCUCAUCGUCAUCCCGAACGCUAUGGCCCCAGAUACGCCAUCGGACGAAGGAGUCGUCAAAGUCGAGCACGAGGUAUAGCCAGGGCGAUGUUGGAAACCAUACCCAUCGUCAAGUUUGGCGACGAACCUCAAGGCAAACCCGAUCCCGCCAAAGAUGAUGUGGAGAUGGGAAUCCCGGAGUCUGGAGCAGAAGCCCCUGCCGAUGAGCAACGCAAGGAGACAACCCCGGCUCGUGACACCGUCCAACCUGCGUCACCCGAUGAAGUUCCGUCGAAAGAUGAGAAACGAUCGAGUGCAACACCGUCCACCCCCGACGCCGGUAACUUUUCAUGCCCGAUCUGUACGGAUGACUUUGUCAAGGGACAGGAUUUGCGGGUUCUUCCUUGCAGCCACAAGUUCCAUCCCGACUGUAUCGAUCCAUGGUUGGUGAAUGUGUCUGGAACGUGUCCAUUGUGUCGCAUUGACCUCAACCCUCCCCAAGAAGAACAGGAGGAGGAGGAGCAGCAGCAGCAGCAAGGCACCGACGGUCACCCUCAAAUACGCGAUCCAACGCCGGAACGGCAGACACGUCAACGACGGCUUACCGGCUACUUCUCAAGCACAUUGAACGCACGUCGCAUGCGGGAGGCCACGGUUGAGGAACGACUAGCCGCUCUUCGGACCGUACGGGAAGAGGCCAGGACCAACGGGGAGACCGAAGAUGCUGACGAGCAACGACACCGGAAUCGACUGUCUACCCGACUCCGCGAGCGCUUCCGGAUAAGGACUCGCACGCACGGUGACGCACAGCCCGAGCCUCCACAGUGAUGGAUAUUGUAUAUUGCAUGAUUUCUGGUAUAUGGUUAAUGAUGGAUUGUAUGAUUGAUUGGUUUUGGCGUUGGUUGGCGUCCUUGACGAAAAUGCUU
This is a messenger RNA of Aspergillus glaucus CBS 516.65, 1383 nucleotides long. RefSeq names its product RING-H2 finger protein. The record is from RefSeq and is a predicted model, not a curated record. The transcript has 3 exons. Lineage: Eukaryota; Fungi; Ascomycota; Eurotiomycetes; Eurotiales; Aspergillaceae. The coding region runs from base 326 to 1285 and encodes 319 amino acids.